Medicago truncatula (barrel medic) is the source of this 1267-nucleotide messenger RNA. RefSeq lists its product as uncharacterized. Lineage: Eukaryota; Viridiplantae; Streptophyta; Magnoliopsida; Fabales; Fabaceae. The transcript has 2 exons. The coding region runs from base 313 to 1017 and encodes 234 amino acids. The record is from RefSeq and is a predicted model, not a curated record.
AUCAUUCUUCUUUCACCAACAACAACACACUUCAUUUAUUUCCUUCUUUUUUUCCUCAUCUCUUUCUCUAUUUUCCUUCUUCCUUUAUGAUUAUAGAUAUAGAUGAACAACAACAUAAAAAAAAAAACAUCAUCGUUUUUAGUGUUUACAAAUAGAAAUCUAAUUCAUACAUAGUUGAGUUCCUGUUUCUGUUUGGUUCUGAAGAUUGAUGACAAACACCCCUUUUACUUGGAAACCUAAGACAAAGCGAAGAAGAACAGGACAAGGGUAGUAACCAAAUCACUCUUUACCUUUUUUUUUGGGUGAAAAAAAAUGGAAGUUUUUGUGGGUCCUACUUUCACCAUUGACGUUCCUUCAUCUCCGCCACCUUCCAACCAGUCCGACGGUCGCCACCUCUUCUUCACCGGCGGUGUUUCAUCGGAGCCGGAGAGUUCAUCGUCGAUCGGAACUCCUGAUGACAGUGACAACGAUGAGGAAGUACAGAGCAAGUUGAACUUGAAAGGAAGAAAUGGGUUGGGUUCGUUGGAUUCUUUAGAAGACUCUCUCCCCAUCAAGAGGGGAUUAUCGAGUCAUUUUGAAGGAAAAUCAAAGUCAUUCACAGAUCUAUCACAAGUAAGCAAUUUGAAUGAAUUGCAAAAGCAAGAGAGUCCUUUUAACAAAAGAAGAAGGGUUCUAAUUGCAUCCAAAUUUUCAAGAAAAUCAUCUUUCUAUUCUUGGUCAAAUCCUCAAUCCAUGCCACUUUUGCCUGUAAAUGAGGAUCGUGAUGAUUAUGAUGAUGUUUAUUAUGAUUAUGAAGAUGAGGAAAAGGCUAGAAAAAUGCCAUCUGGUUCAUCAUCUUCAUCUUCCUCUAAUUCCUUGGCUGAUGAUAAGAAACAAGAAGACCAGGUUCAGAUUGGUCAUGGUAGAAUGCAUGAAUCCUAUGCUGCUGAAAUGAGACUUAGACUUAGAAGCUUCAAGUCAAGGAGUUAUUCUCUUGCAGAUCUACAAGAACAUGAUGAUGAGGAAGAUGAUGAUUAACUAAUUAACAUUAACAUAGAGUUCUUUUUUUAUUCUUUUGUUGUUGAAAUAAAAUUUAUAGUAUUCACUACUAAGUUACUACUGAAUUGAAUAAUUAACAACUUGUAUCUUUCUUUUUAUUUUUUGGCCAAGACUUAAAAAAUGAAAUUUGCUAGUAAGGAAGUAUAUUCCCUGCAUAUCUUGUUGUGGGACUACCAAAGUAAUGAAAGCUUCAUAAUAAUCGACAAUUUAUUUUUGUUUCUUUUUUUGA